Bipolaris victoriae FI3 is the source of this 3039-nucleotide messenger RNA. RefSeq lists its product as hypothetical. Gene Ontology annotation, molecular function: phosphopantetheine binding; hydrolase activity; fatty acid synthase activity. The transcript is spliced from 5 exons. Gene Ontology annotation, biological process: secondary metabolite biosynthetic process; fatty acid biosynthetic process. Bases 1 to 3039 code for a protein of 1012 amino acids. The record is from RefSeq and is a predicted model, not a curated record. NCBI's taxonomy places the organism in Eukaryota, Fungi, Ascomycota, Dothideomycetes, Pleosporales, Pleosporaceae.
AUGGCGACAAAGUGGGGCGAAGAGCGAGGGACGAUGCUGGCCAUCCACGCGACGCGCGACGUCGUCGAGCAGGUCAUAUCCAAGGUGGGUGGCGGCGAGCUCGAGGUUGCGUGCUACAAUGCCGUGGCCAGCCAGGUGGUGGGCUCUGCAUCGGCUGUGGCGCGUGCUGAGGCGGUGCUCGCGGGUGAGGCGCAGUUUGGCAGUGUUCGCAGCCAGCGUGUCGACGUGACGCAUGGCUUCCACUCCAAGUUCACUGAGCCGCUGCUCGACGAGCUGUCCCAGCACACGCGCCAGCCCGUCUACUUUGUCGACGCCGUCCGCCGCAUCGAAGCACGCCUGGGCCCGCGCUGCCUGUGGCUCGAGGCUGGCACAGACUCACCCAUCGUGCCCAUGGUUGUCGGCCUCCUCAUCAACAGCAGUGACGCCUGCAUCCCUGACCAUGUCUUCGUCGCCACUGGCCUUGACAGUGCUACGCUGUCUCAAGCCUGUGACUUUGCUGCCACUGACUCAUGGACUGUGUAUGCUGUCUUCAGGUCUACUAGUGACACGACGGCCACGGGCGACGUCUUUGUCAUGGCUUGCGACGACACUGUAGCCUUAACCGUCAUGGACGUCGCCUUCACCCGACUGCCCAUUGCAACGCUGGAGAAACUGCUGGAUACGGCAAAUUCUACCCCUGCUUCCCGUAAGGAUGCUGCUCUCCCUAAGCACUAUGCUCCCCAAAAGCAUGCUACGACGGCAGUUCCAAGUCGACACGCUGUGCCUGAUUUGGUUGCUGCUGACGAAUAUCCCGCCCACAAUUAUUCCGAGAGUGAAGGCAGUGUUCCCCCUCCACCUAGUGAGCAAGACGACAGUAGUCUCCGCAAGACGAUUGCUAUGUACACCGAUGUAUCGAUAGAUUCUAUUGCUGCACAAGCCACCAUGGCAGAUUUGGGUGUCGACUCUCUAGCCGCCGUGGAAUUUGAAGAGGACUUGCGGUCGCAAUCCGGCAAGGACAUCGAAUCAGCCGACCUCCUUGCCAGUACUCUCAACGUCUUAUCACAGCUGGUCCUAACUUCAGUCUCCAAAUCGCAGUCAAAGACCAAAUCGACCAAAGCUCAUGUUGUCCAAAUGGAUCCCCUUCUACAGGUUCGCGCGGCUGCAAGCAGCGCUGGUCGGCAGCGCCUCCUGGAAAUCGUUUCCGACGCUUGCGGCGCUCCGCCUGCGGAUAUCAAAGAUUCGCACACGCUUCGUGAUUUGGGUGCUGACUCCCUGGCCUCAGUGGAGCUGAGUAGUGACCUUGAAAAUGCCUUUUCCGUCCAAAUUGACGAAAACGAUCUGCAUCUCGACUCCACUGUGGCGGAGAUCAUCAAAUAUCUCGGUUUUGGCAAUGAGAGCGAACAAAGUACGCCAAGCAUGCAGACGCCGACGCCGAUUUCCAUUUCCAUUUCCAUUUCCACACAGGCAACCCAUUCUCACUCACAGACCUCGGCGCCAGCCCCUCAAGGGGAACCGAAUGCCAUCCGCCAGCGCGUGGCCCAGAUUAUAUCCGAUGCAUGUGGAGCACUAGCUGAGGACAUAAACGGAAACGAUUUACUUCGUGACUUAGGUGUCGACUCAUUGUCAGCGAUGGAGCUGAAGAAUGAGCUUGAGGACGAGUUCAACGUCGAGCUGGACGACGAUCUCCUGGAUUUGUCCGUCUCAGAAACUCUCAAAAGCUGCGGAGGUGUUCUCAUAAAUUUUGGAAAUGCCUCAACCAUAUCUAGUAGCACAACCGCCAGUCGACCUCCGACAUCCAAACCAGCCAAUAGCAACUUGCCAAAGGUACCCACGGACCUGGCGAGUCCCUUUGACUCUCUUGUCAUUAGUGAGAAGGACUAUGCUGCCAAGGCGAGAAAAUGCGGAUUUCUAGACUUUGGUGCUAAUGUGUCUUCCCGGCAAGACGAGCUUAUGCUGGCUUACAUUGUCGGGGCGUUGGUAGAGCUCGGCGUCGACCUGCGGAAGAUGAAAGAGGGCACUCCAUUGCCACCAUUUGCUUAUAGAAGCAAGCAUGCUUACGAUCGACAAAUACAGAGAAUCUGGGUUAUUUUGGGCAAACAUGGAUUGGUCAACGCAGCUGGCACAUCACGACACGUACGAGGAGCUACCAAAUGCCCGCAAAGCACUUCAAAAGAUCUCCUUGGGAGGAUGCGACAAGAUUUCCCAGCCUACAAUUGCGAAUUCUCAUUGAGGAACUUGACUGAAUCUCAACUUGGGCAGUGCCUCGCCGGAAAGCAAGAUCCAAUCGCUCUCAUGUUCAAAACACAUGAUGCGCAAGCCGUUAUGGAGGACUUUUAUCUCAACUCCUCGAUGCUUGCCACUACUACAGAGAUGCUCGUGGGUACCAUCGUCGAUGCUGUUUCCAGAUCCAAAAUUCACAACCUGGUUAACAUUUUGGAGAUUGGCGCUGGCUACAAAUUGGGUCGGCCCGUCAACUACACUUUCACUGACAUAUCCCCCACGCUUGUCGGGCGUGCGCUCAAGGUGUUUUCCGACCAAUAUCCAUGGCUACACUUCCAGACUUGGAACAUGGAACAAACCCCUCCCCUCGCCCUCUGUACAACAGGACCUUUCGAUGUCAUCAUUGGUACAAAUUCUGUGCAUGCUACUCAGGAUCGGUCCGAGUGCGGAUCUGAACACACAAAAACUACUCAUUCUCUCAUGAUUCAUCGUGGGGGUCACGUGACCCUUUCUCGCAAGGCAGUUCGCCCCGCGCAAACAAACUUUCUACUCGAGAAUGGUGUUUUGCCAAUUAGCAUAGAUCAUCGACUCUGUCCAGAAGUCAACAUCAUAGAUGGUCCUAUCGCAGACACUCUUGAUGCGUACAAAUGGAUGACAACCGCCUUACCCGAUCUAGCACGAGCAAAGAGCAUUGUAGUCGACCCUCAACAAGUUGUAGUCAUUGGCUGGUCCACUGCAGGCCAUUUUGCCAUUACAACUGCGUGGACGGCCAAGUCCGCUGUUGCGAGACUACCACGUGCCAUUCUGAGCUUCUAUUUUCCCAGACUUCGAGCCUGGUGA